UUCGCGAGAACGAGAGGAAGCAAACAGCCAAUGAGCGAAGUGGAAGCCUGCGUCACGCUUUUGACGUCUGCUUGGGGACCGUAUAAUAUAUUGAGAAGCGUUUGCAACAUGUUGAGAAAUAUUUUGCUAUUAUGAGUGAGUAGCAAAAUGUGUUGGUGUUGCUUUUCAAAGAUUCAAUUUGGAAUGGAAAACGACUGAAACAAAAUAUUGCGGUUAAUGUCUUCAAAUGGCGCUAGGUGGUGUCGCAGUUUUGCGAAACGUUUAGUGAUGGCGCUAGCCACCACCCCGUUUCAAGCACACGGCGCGAAUUUUGAAGCGGUUGGUUCAGUCGUUCAGUCGAGCACUGGAAGCCAUGGCGCUAAACGUGACAGCACCGGUGAAGGGGCCACGUGUGUCGGAGGCGCAGAGAGAGACGGUGGUCGCCUUCAUGGAAGCGCAUCCCCAGCUGGCUAUAAGAUCCAGCGAGCUGGGGCCGCGCUUCACUGCUGGCGACCGCCGACGGCUGUGGCAGCAGCUAGCCGACCAGCUCAACACUCAAGGCCCCGUUGUGAAAACCACCGAGCAGUGGCAAGAGUGGUGGCGGAAGCAGGUGUUCGAGGCCCGCCGCAACGCUGCCGCACUUGCCCAAGAACAAAGAAGCACAGGAGGGGGGCGGCUACAUGGCUUUCAUGGCCGAGUCCUGGAGCUCACCGGGACGGUCCGCCUCCACGGUGUGACCGACCUCCCCUACCAAGAGCAGGCUGACGUCCCCACCUGCGCGAUGGAAGUCGUCGUCCAAGACGAGGCUGCGGGCGUGAGCACAGCGACACGUAAGCAUCAGAGGAAUGAGUGUUUUAAUUAUCGCCAAUUGUGUGUGCAGUUCGUAAACAUUAAUGUGUUUACUCUACAGCGGCAGAGGAUCCACCGCGCGGCGCGGCGCCUGCCGAAAGGGUGGCCGCUGCACCUGGUAAGUUAUUGA
Molecule: messenger RNA, 958 nt
Organism: Dermacentor andersoni
Lineage: Eukaryota; Metazoa; Arthropoda; Arachnida; Ixodida; Ixodidae
Source: RefSeq, a predicted model, not a curated record